UGAUGAAGGCAGGGACACGUCUCCGACACAUUCCCGUCCGCUUCCGGCUCUACUGCGGCCUUGAGCUUUCGAGCCCUCAUCCAACUUCGACAUGAAGGGGUUUCUUCUUCCGCUGGCUCUCGCCGGCUUAGCUGGCGCAGUACCGAUCGAUUCCCAACCACUUGAGGAAAGGGCUACUGUGUCUGUAGCUACAUCUCAAGGGACGAUGGUCGGUUCGUCGCUUCUUGGAGUUGAGAAUUUCGCUGGGAUUCCCUUCGCCGAUCCGCCGGUGGGAAAUCUCCGUCUUCGUCCGCCACAGCGAAGCACGAAGUCUCUCGGCACAUUCGAUGCUACAGGUUUAGGACCAGCUUGCCCCCAAAUGUUCUUUUCGACUGAAGGAGAUCUUCUGUUGUCGGUACUUGGAAAUUUAUUGAAUACACCACUGUUCCAGACAAUCACUGGACAGACCGAAGAUUGCUUGACAAUGAGGGUGCAACGACCAGCUGGCACAAAAGCUAAUGCGAAAUUACCGGUCUUCUUCUGGAUCUUCGGCGGCGCUUUCGAACUGGGUAGUCCGCAGAUGUAUGACGCAACCAGUCUUAUCCGAAACGGAGUUUCACAGGGAAAGCCGUUCAUUUUCGUCUCAGUUAACUACCGAGUCGGCGGCUUUGGCUUCCUGCCAGGGAAGGAAGUUCUAGCAGACGGGGCGGCAAAUCUAGGACUUCUGGACCAGCGUAUGGGUCUAGAAUGGGUACAGGAUAAUAUCGCUGCUUUUGGAGGUGACCCGACUAAGGUAACUAUCUGGGGAGAAUCGGCGGGAUCCAUAUCCGUCUUCGACCAAAUGGCACUCUACGGCGGUAACUACACUUAUAAAGGAAACAAACUGUUCCGUGCAGGUAUUAUGAAUAGCGGGAGCAUCGUACCAGCGGACCCAGUAGACUGUGAGCGCUGCCAGGGUGUCUAUGACAAGGUCGUUGAGGAAGCUGGUUGCUCUGGAUCUAAAGAUUCCCUUCAGUGCCUCCGUGAUGCGGACUAUGACACUUUCCUAAACGCCGCAAACAGCGUCCCGGGUACGCUCAGCUACACCUCAGUCGCUUUGUCGUAUCUCCCUCGACCGGAUGGUAUUGCGUUGCCAGACAGUCCUGAUGUGUUGGCUCAAACGGGCCAAUACGCUCCGAUACCAAUGAUUAUCGGCGAUCAAGAGGACGAGGGCACACUUUUCGCGCUCUUCCAGCCCAAUUUAACGACAGAAGCCGAUCUCAUUGACUAUUUCUCUACGGUGUUCUUCCAGAAGGCGACGAGAGAGCAGGUAGCUGAUCUAGUUGGAACAUACAGCUCGGCACUUUCCGCUGGUAGUCCCUUUCGCACUGGAAUCCUCAAUAGUCCGUAUCCUCAGUUCAAACGUCUCGCCGCUAUGCUCGGCGACCUAGUGUUCACCUUGUCACGGAGACUUUUCCUAGAAUCGGCGACAGCAGCAAACCCUGACGUGCCGUCAUGGUCUUACUUGGCUUCUUAUGACUAUGGCACCCCCAUUCUAGGGACAUUCCAUGGGAGCGAUAUCUUGCAGGUAUUCUAUGGAAUCUUGCCUAACUAUGCGAGCAAGGCCAUUCAGAGUUAUUACUUCUCAUUCCUUUACACCAUGGACCCAAAUAACGGCACCCCCAGUGGCAUUGCAAAAUGGCCGCAAUGGAAAGAGUCAAAGCAGCUUCUGAACAUCUAUAGCAGCUUUAGCAAGCUACUAAAGGACGACUUUAGGUCGACGAGUGCUCAGUGGAUCGCAGAUAACGCAGCCGCCCUACACAUCUGAAGGUCGUGAACAUUGAGCUUUGAGCAUCUGUAUGAUAAUCUACGACGCUAUGUGGUUUCAAAUGAAUAAAAGUAAAAUCUUCUUGAUCAUAUUGCC
Molecule: messenger RNA, 1882 nt
Organism: Xylaria bambusicola
Lineage: Eukaryota; Fungi; Ascomycota; Sordariomycetes; Xylariales; Xylariaceae
Product: sterol esterase
Exons: 1
Coding region: 92-1786 (564 amino acids)
Source: RefSeq, a predicted model, not a curated record